Messenger RNA from Struthio camelus australis, 3978 nucleotides. It is a transcript of the gene MAPK13, whose product is annotated as mitogen-activated protein kinase 13. Gene Ontology annotation, cellular component: nucleus; cytoplasm. Lineage: Eukaryota; Metazoa; Chordata; Aves; Struthioniformes; Struthionidae. The record is from RefSeq and is a predicted model, not a curated record. Gene Ontology annotation, biological process: MAPK cascade; protein phosphorylation. Gene Ontology annotation, molecular function: MAP kinase activity; ATP binding.
GCUUGUGUAUGAUAGUAAAGGCGCAAGGUUAGUUAGCUCUUGACCUUUUUUAUUACUCUGUCUGCUUACGCUAGACUUCUGUGUCCAUAUUUCUCCAAGGUGAAUUCUUUGACUGAUACAAAACUAGCUUAUAGUCUGAGCAUGAGUACUGGAAGCAGUAAAAGUAUUUUUAUUCUCUGUUUAGUCUAGGAAGGACUUUAUUCAACAUAACAGACCAGCAUUCUGCUACUUGCCCAGACCUGGGUCCCUUUCUCAGUAGUACAGGGUUUUUGUUUUUUGUUUUACUCUUUAGAGAUGAAUUUUUCUCUUGCUCCUCAGCUGUCGUCAAGUUGGUGGUGGAAAAGAUACUUACGGGAGCAAGAGACUUCCCUAAGAGCAAUCAAGGCUGUCCGUAACGGAGAUUUUAAACUUCUGUCAUGUAUCCGUGCCAUUUGUUCAGAAAAACAAUCAGAAGAAUGGCUGAAUAAAGCUGCAUUCUUCAAAUUCUCUAAUAAAAGCCUCAAUGUUUGAAGUUCCCAGGUAUUGAUAAAACGAGGAGACACACAUCGAUCCAAAUUAGAUAGCUGUAUAUUUAUACAACUUUUACACUCACCUGUCACAAAGCUGUACAGUAGUUGAUUUGAAUAGUUAGGAAGAUCUUUUUUUUUUUUUUUUUUCCUUGACUACUAAGAAGCUACCUUUCUGCUUGUUUUUUGCCUUUGCUCACUAUGGUGCAAAUCAAGAGGGGAGGAAAAAAUACUAAGCAGGACAUGUCGUUCAUUGUUUUCUGGAGGGAAAACGAACAAACAAGAAAACCCAAGAUACAAUUCCUGAAUGUGCUCAGUUGUAAUAUUAACCUGGUUAGCAAAAAAUAAUAAAAUUAGCGAGAAUCAAAUUGGAAAACAAUAAAUUACAACUACAAAAUGGAACGAUUACCUCAAGGUUUCCUAUUUGAUUUUAAAUUGGUUGCUUGACUCAAUUCAUCUCGCUACAGCUAAGACAUGUCCUAGAUAUUUAUAACUUCUUAAUUGUGCACUGAUUAACUCUGUGUGUGUGUGUGCGCGCGCGUGCGCGCGCACAGAUAGUUGAGCAAGAGAUGUGUGUUAAGCAAAAAUACAACUCAUUUGUAAUUUUUUGUACUGGUAGUUUUUGCUGUAAUACUGCUUGCUCACAGAUAUAUUUAUAGAACCAAACCAGUCUUUUGUUUAUUUCCUUACUGUAGUGUUGCUAUAGCCAGGGUAGAGUUUGUUUACAUCUGUAUGCACAUGCAAAUUUAAAAUUUUAACAGCACCUUAUCCCUAAUUUGUUUUUUUACGUGAAAGAGACCUUUCCCAUUGCUGUUUCAAGAACAGUAUAUGUUGCAGUGGUCACCUACACCCAGGUAAAAUGAAUCUUCCCUUGAAAACUGAUAGUACCAUUUUCCGUAAUUUCUACUUAUCAGCUAUCUAGACAUGCUGAAAGCAGGAACACCUUACAGUUAGUAAGCUAGUAGGGGAUACAAGUGGAAAUGAGUGCUGGGGAUGUAGGGUAAAGCUGGUCUAGCUUGCCAGGACACGACUUAGUCACUUCCUUUGGAAAGUAUGUAAGAUGGACCUUCAGAGCACCACCUCAUUCUUGUAAAGCCAGAACAAAAUAUUGAAGCAUUCUCUGCUUACCAGGAGUAGGUCUUCUCCUACAGGCCGUCUGAGUUUACUGGUCUGGCGUGGUACCACUAGACAGAGCAGUAAAUUUGUCUUUUUUGCUGUCCAAGAACACCUGAGAAGGGGUUAGACCUGCUGCAGGAAACGGAACCGGAACAAUUUUAACAAGACCCAGCAAAGCCUCGAGCGUGCACAAUUCUCAGGAUGGUCCCAUCACAGCAACUCUGGAACCUGCGGUCACCUGACGGCAGUGGAGAGCCUCAGCCUGCUUUUGCUGUGUCUUCUCUGCUGGGAAACCAGGCCAGGAGCUUAGGAGAAAAUCACCAUCAUUUCCAUGCUCUUCUGUGAAUUCUCCCAGUGAUCAAACUGACACCCAAAGCUCCUGGUGUCCCUCAUCAUGAGUCUGGAACAGUCCUCCAUCUGCUGGAGAGAAGAAUGUCCCUUCUUGUCUGACGCGGUGCUGUGGUUUGUCGUCUGCGUCAGACAUCACCCCAGAUUCCACGGCUCAACAGGUCCUUACUCAUCCACUUGUUCAGAGCAGUGAUUUCACGAGACCCCUUCCUAGCCCCACGAAGGCAUUUCUUGGUGUGCACUGGCAGCCUGAUUGCUUUCCCUGCCACUCGUGGGAGAGGCAGGAGUGGUGAGAACAGCAGACGGAAGGUUGCAAGUCACUGAGGGGUUCCUGAACGGGGACUGCCUCUCUGUUCCUGCGGAGAGCUUGCCGUGGUGCGCGUGAGCUGGAGGUGUGUCUGCGCUGGGGCUUAGUGCUCCCAGCUCCUAUAGGAGAGUCCAGAAUUACCUGUGUAAGGUCAAGGCGUGUCUGACUGGAAACCUGAUGCCUCAUCUCAGCCAAUGUGGAGGCGGAGGGAGGAGGGCUGAGACAUGUACCUUCAUGCUCACAACAGCUGAAAACAGAGAAGGAAACUAGCUAGAGCUUUUUUUACGGGCACAGAAGGCCUUGGAAUCCUUGUCUCCCCCAGAAGUCCAGCUGUAUUUCAGUACUCUGGGGGGGUGUCACUCCCACACUCGCCAGGCGAUGAGCAUCGCAAGGAGAAGAGGCUUUUGUAGACAGGAAGUGAACAAAACCAUCUGGGAGCUGCCCAGGAGAUACACGUCCAUCCACCCUGUGGGGUCCGGGGCCUACGGCUCGGUGUGUUCAGCCAUAGACAAGAAGACAGGUGAAAAAGUGGCCAUCAAGAAGCUGUGCCGCCCGUUCCAGUCAGAGACCUUUGCCAAGAGAGCGUACAGAGAGCUCAUGCUGUUGAAGCAUAUGCAACAUGAGAACGUCAUUGGGUUGCUUGAUGUCUUCACGUCUGCCCCCUCUUACCAUGGAUUCCAGGACUUCUACCUGGUGAUGCCAUACAUGCGGACAGAUUUACAAAAGAUCAUGGGACAUGAAUUCAGUGAUGAAAAGAUCCACUACCUGGUCUACCAAAUGCUGAAAGGGUUGAAGUACAUUCAUUCUGCUGGAAUCAUUCACAGGGACCUGAAGCCAGGCAAUCUGGCUGUCAAUGAAGACUGUCAACUAAAGAUUUUAGACUUUGGCUUGGCGAGACAUGCGGAUGCUGAAAUGACAGGCUAUGUGGUUACACGCUGGUACAGAGCACCAGAAGUCAUUCUGAACUGGAUGCAUUACAACCAGACAGUGGAUAUCUGGUCUAUUGGCUGUAUCAUGGCAGAAAUGCUGACCGGGAAAACGCUGUUUAAAGGAAAAGAUUACCUAGAUCAGCUGACUCAGAUCCUGAAAGUAACGGGGUAUCCAGGAGAAGAUUUCGUGGAGAAGCUGGAAGACAAAGCGGCUAAAAGUUAUAUCAAGUCCCUUCCAAAAAUUCCCAAGAAGGAUCUGUCUGUGCUGUUCCCCAAAGCCAAUCCUCAGGCAGUGGAUCUGCUUGACAAGAUGUUGCAGUUAGAUGUGGAGAAGCGUCUUACAGCCACGGAGGCUUUGGCCCACCCCUAUUUUGAUCAGUUUCGAGAUGUUGAGGAGGAGACAGAAGCACAGCAGUCCUAUGAUGAUUCUCUAGAACAUGAAAAACUUUCAAUAGAUGAGUGGAGAAAGCAUAUUUACAAGGAGAUCUUGUCCUUCAGUCCAAUUGCACGGAAGGACUCAAAGAAGCGAAGUGGAAUGUCAUUAUAGCAACUGAAGCAGCUGUGACUGGGAUUCGUUUCUUGUGCUGGAUUAUAGAUGGGAUUUACACUACACUGCCUUGCUCUUAACCAUCACUUGGCCUGUGGGACUUCCGUGUAUGUGAGCACGGGGAUGACACCAUGCUGUGGGCGUUGGACUUUGUUCUAAAAAGGGGGAUGCAACCCAAAUAGUUUUCCAUACUAAAGAUAAAUAUACUCUUAUUGAAACUCCAAA